GCGACGAGGGUGGGACGAAAAAAAUCGAGAAGCAGCGAGCAGUUGGUUGAAGCGACAAUGCAGUCUGCAGGGCAGCUGGGCCAGAUGGAGUCGUUCGACGUUACUGAAAGCGACUGGACGGCAUACAAGGAGAGGUUGACAUCUUUUUUGAUUGUCAACAAGGUUCCCGACAGCCACAAGGUACACGCAUUCCUCAGCAUCAUCGGACCGCGUACGUAUGGGUUGCUGAAGUCGUUGGCUACGCCGGACCUGCCAUCGGAAAAAAGUUUCGAACAACUGAAGAGCCUCUUGGAUGCACAUCUUGCCCCAAAGCCGUCCAUAAUAGGGGAGCGAGCGAAGUUUUACCGAAGAACACAGAGCGAAGGCGAGUCUCUGCCCGAAUAUGUUGCGGAACUUCGGAAGUUGGCCCAGAGUUGUCAGUUUGGAGCGAAUUUGGACGAAGCGCUGCGGGAUCGUUUCGUUUGUGGACUACUUCGAGAGGACGUGCAGCGAGUACUCUUUACCGAGGACGACAAACUGACGUUCCCGAAAGCAGUCGAGCGCGCCCUGGCAAUGGAAGCAGCCCGGAAAACUGUCGCCGAGACUAGAGUCGUGGAGUCAAUGACCACACAGCUGCACCAAAUGGAGGGAGAAGGUAAUUAUGCCCCUGCUGAUCUGUACGAGGCGCAAGCGAUUGCCGGUAGGCAGCUACAGGCUUGUUAUCGCUGCGGUUCUCAGAGCCACACGCAUUCACUAUGCCCGUACGUUAAGGAGACGUGCUAUAAGUGUGGAAAGAAAGGGCAUAUUCAAAGGGCCUGUCGCAGCAACAGGCAAUCUUUUGGCGGGCAUCAGCAGAAACGGAGUGUGAAAACGCUGAAAGUGGUGACGCAGGUGCCACCCAUGGGCGUUUCGGAACAAGUGUCUUCUUGUCGCACUCCUAUUUUUGUUGGACUAAAGAUAAAUGGAGCACUGGUGGAAAUGGAACUUGACACGGGAGCCGCGGUGUCUAUCAUGCCUUACAAGCAGUUCAAGCAGCAGGUCCCUUCAGCUAGCUGCGAACCAACCGACAUCGUCCUGCGCACCUAUACCGGAGCCCUCGUCCAACCUUGCGGCGUGGCGGUCGUCAGUGUGCAGCACGGCGAACAGACGGCGAAACUACCACUCUACCUCGUCGAUCAAGCAGGACCACCGCUGCUAGGGCGUGAAUGGCUGCACACAGUACAGCUAGACUGGAACCAGAUUUGGGGCCUCAACCACGUCUCAAGGUCAGUGUUCGACUUGUCUUCCCGAAUGAAGGAAAGGCUAGAGACGUUGCUUGCAAAAUACAAAAUGCUGUUCAAGGAUGAGCUAGGCGCUAUCACAGACGAAAGGGCCGAGCUGUUUUUCAAAGCCGACCACCGGCCGAGAUUCCUAAAAGCAAGGAAUGUGCCAUUCGCAUUGCAGUCAGCAGUAGAAGCCGAGAUAGAAAAAUUGGUUCAGCUGGGAAUACUCACACCCGUGAAUACUUCAGAAUAUGCCACUCCCGCCGUCCCUGUGAUAAAGAAAGAUGGAAGCAUACGCCUAUGUGGGGAUUAUAAGACAACGAUAAAUCCUUGA
Rhipicephalus sanguineus (brown dog tick) is the source of this 1575-nucleotide messenger RNA. RefSeq lists its product as uncharacterized. Gene Ontology annotation, molecular function: zinc ion binding; nucleic acid binding. The transcript has a single exon. Bases 58 to 1575 code for a protein of 505 amino acids. The record is from RefSeq and is a predicted model, not a curated record. Lineage: Eukaryota; Metazoa; Arthropoda; Arachnida; Ixodida; Ixodidae.